AAAAAAAAUAUUAUUCUAUUUUACAUUUCUAGACUUGUGAUUAAAGUUGAUGACACAGAUUUAGCUGAUUAAUUAAUGGGUUACUCAUUAUUUACUUGAUAAGUAGGUAAAGGUAUUGUAUUUUAAAUAAUUGAACAACUUAUUAAUUUGUUUAUUAUUUUACCUUUGUGUCACUCGUGUUCUAAUACGAAACACCUGCAUUUGCAUAGUUGUUUGGGUUUGGAAGCUGAGAUAAUUGCAAUGCAAUUACAAAGCACUCAGGCAUAACGCCUUCUAGGUCCUCAGUAUUAAAAACGUAUCAGAAAUACUAUGGGCGUCAUAAUGUAUUUUGUGAUGUCCAUGAUGUUGUUUACGUCUAUUGGCGAUACUUACCAUUUUUUAUAUUAGCCUGCUUGUAAUUUCAAAUUACACAAAAUUAAAAUAUUAUUUUUAAUUUAUUAUUAUUUUUCUCAUAUAUAUUUUAGUAAUUAGAUAUUAACUAAAUAUAUGUAUCUAUUAUGUAUUUUACUAACAAUAUAAAGUCAUUAAUGUAGUUUAUUAAGUUUUAAAUAUCAAAAAGUACUUAAUUUCAACUCGGCACUUUAUGGUUAAGUUUGUCAGGACUUAUUAUGUUCAUGCUAUAGAUAUGUCAUGGAUUAGUUCAUUAAUUUAUAAUUUAAGUUGCAGACACCAAUUUAAGAAUUAUAUAUACAAUUGGAAGACUUCUAAAUUAGGUGCAAUUUUAUUUAAGAACGAAAGGUAUGGAGUCGCUAGAGAAAAUAUAACAUUUGUUGUAUUGAUAUGGAAAUACUGGGACUGGUUGAAAGGAAGACACAUUCACAACUACAAUUCUAAAAGGAAUGAUCCACUUGAAUACUGUAGUGUGAAGAAUUGCAAAUUCACAGGAGAUAAUGAUCAAAUAAAUACAGCUGAUGCUGUAGUAGUGCAUAUUCAACAUGGCUUAAUACCAAAUAUUAAAAAUAGGAAUCCUAAUCAAAGAUGGAUAUUUCUGAGUGACGAGUCACCAUUAUAUUCAUUUUCCAUGGCCAAAGUUAAACCAAAGUUUUCAGAUUGGGCAAAUGUUUUCAAUUGGUCCAUGACUUACAGAGUUGAUGCUGAUAUUCCGGUACCGUAUGGACGCACUGUACCGUUGGAGGAAUCGCUGAUGCCUGACUUGAUGUAUCAGACUAUAGCGGAAUAUGUUCCUAACUGGAAGGAGAAAAGCCGGGAUGUACUAGCUGCUAUUCUUAUUUCUAACUGUGUUUCAUGGAGAAUGAAUUAUUUGAAUGUGUUGCAAAAUUAUAUGGAUAUUGAUAUUCAUGGCAUGUGUUCAGAAUCAAAUAAAAAUAGUUGUCCAGGUCACUUUAGAUCUGAUUGCGGUGUGUUAUCGAAAUAUUUUUUUUAUUUGUCAUUUGAAAAUUCAAUUUGCUCUCAAUACAUGACUGAGAAACUUUUUCAAAAUGCUUACACCAAAGGCGCUAUUCCAGUCAUAAUGGGGCCAUCAAAUGAUGAUUGCAAGAAAUUCUUACCACCCAAAUCGUACAUAUACGUUGACGAUUUUGAUACCCCAGAGAAACUGGCAAAGGAACUUAUAAAUAUUAGUAAAAACAAUGAAACAUUGCUCACGUAUCAUCAGUGGAGAAAUAAUUUUAAAGUUGUAAACGAACACGGAUAUUUCGGCUCGAAAUCGUAUCACUAUUGCAGAGUGUGUGAGGCGUUAAAUUAUAAUGACGAUUCGCCAAGUGUCUAUGAUGAGAACAGUCUAAGAUCUUUUUUGGAUCCAAAGAUAACGUGUAAAAAAUGAAAAUGUAUUGUAAAUUAAAUAUAUUGUAUAAUUUAAAAUAUAUUGAAAAGCCAGGCUUUUUCCCUAAAACAUUUUAUAGUAAUAUUAUUGAAUACUCUACUGCUGGACAAGGGAUUCGCACCUUACAAUAAAGAUAUUAGCCUACUAUGUCAGCCAGACAGCUUGUUUUAGGGUUUAGAGGAUCGGAUUAUGAUUUAUGGUUAAAAAAAUGACCUAAUUAAUUAUAUAUUGAAAGAAUAUUAUUAAAUUGCAAGAAACCAGUAUAAA
Galleria mellonella (greater wax moth) is the source of this 2050-nucleotide messenger RNA. RefSeq names its product 4-galactosyl-N-acetylglucosaminide 3-alpha-L-fucosyltransferase 9-like. Gene Ontology annotation, molecular function: alpha-(1->3)-fucosyltransferase activity. The coding region runs from base 584 to 1783 and encodes 399 amino acids. The record is from RefSeq and is a predicted model, not a curated record. NCBI's taxonomy places the organism in Eukaryota, Metazoa, Arthropoda, Insecta, Lepidoptera, Pyralidae. Gene Ontology annotation, cellular component: membrane. The transcript has 5 exons.